Molecule: messenger RNA, 480 nt
Organism: Ostreobium quekettii
Lineage: Eukaryota; Viridiplantae; Chlorophyta; Ulvophyceae; Bryopsidales; Ostreobiaceae
Source: the annotation of a GenBank genome assembly
AUGGCUUCAGUUCUGCUGAUCGUUGUACUGCAUGGUGGCUCAGCACCAGGUACAUCGUGUCCCCAACAAAUGCUGAUGUGCAUCCAACAAUUAUGUCUACAACCUGCUGUGCUGUCCCUGAUGUGUCAGCAUUUGCACUCGGAACCCAGAAGAAGAUUGGACAAGAAAAGAAAGGGUGCCACGCUAAUGCAGUGUGCGUCGUGGAAGUCCAUCAGCUCACUGGGAGUACCAGGACAGGAAGUGCUUGCAUGCCUUGUGCAGCCAGAUCGUCAGACUAGGGAACAAAACCAGGCAGUUGCUCCCCCACACGGGCUCGUGUUUUCUACAACAGAGCGUGUGCGGGCAAGUUUUGGGCCAUCGCCCGGCUGCUUUGUCCAGCAGGAAACCACAUUGCAACAGCUGCUCCCGGACUUAAGAGCACAGAGAAGUGGCCGGGAGGAAUCGGCGGAGGGUUGGGAUUACGGAUUUAGCCUCCGGUGA